UAUCAUAACUUACAAUCCUGCUAUUUAACAAACUGAAGGAUCAGGUUUCUGCUAUUCAACGUAAGCAGUCUGUCAGUGACACAGAGUGGCACUAACUACCUGCGAUGUAUCAAACAAACCGCUGGGUUGGAUCCUUGUUGAUAGCCAUCGGACUUUGUUCAAUAACACCAACAGCUUCUACUGUCUCAUGCACUACCGACGCCUGUUCCGUGGAGCAACUAGAAUCCGCUGCUAGAAUCGUUAGAAUUCGGGAUGCUUCAAUCAACCCUUGUGACAACUUCUACCGAUUCGUCUGCGGGAAUGCCAAGAAAGCGAAGGAAGCUGAAGCACAUCCCUUGACAAAGGUUGACUACGUAGACCAUUUAAUCCAAAAAGGAGUUUCUGAUUUCAAACCUUACAGACUUAUUGAAGACUUCUACAAGACAUGCAUCAACAAGAAUGCAAAAGGACAACAAGCUCUGGUGCUGCUGAGGAAGAUCAUCAAGAAUUUGGGUCGCUGGCCGGUUUUAGAAGGAGACCAGUGGAAGGAAUCUGGGUUCAACUGGAUCGACUUCUCUAGCAACGCCAAGAAGGCUGGAUUUGAUGUUAAUUUUUUCCUGGAUUGGGUUCCAAAGCCAAUUUAUGUUGGGAGUCGAAGGAGUCUAAGCUAUUCGUUGAUGAUGGCAGAGAGUUACUUCGACCCUGCAAUGACUGAGAAGACAACUCUGCAGCGGCAGAUUUACGGUGACUACAUGUUGAAGAUAGCUGGGCUUCUUGGAGCAGAGGUUGAUGACUUUGUCAAAGACAUGGAAGACGCCUUUGAAUUCGAGGAGAAGCUUGCGAACAUCAAUGCGAUGGAAAGUGGCGACUUUCCUCAAGAUGUCACGGUGGAAGAAUUGCAGAAACGGUGGCCUAGUAUCAAUUGGAAGCGGUUCGUUGACAAGACUCUGAUCCCCUGGGUAGACACUGAUAACCCGAUUUUGAUGGUGUGGAAUGAUUCUGCUUUGACGAAGUUCGCUGAGUUGAUGUCCAAGACUCCGAAACGGGUGCAAGCGACUUACGGGAUCUGGAAGGUGGUCCAGUACUCGAUUCCUUUCUUGACGGAUGAGUUCAGAGAGAUGCAGAAGCUUUUUCAUAGAGUUGUAGGACAUCUAGAAGUUCCUCGGAAAGAGUACUGUAUUAAUAUGGUUAAAAAGUACUUGAAAAUAGCUUUGGAGUACAAGUACUUGGAUCAGCACAAGAGCAGCCAAGCGAUGGUUAGAAGCAUUGGUGAGUCUAUCAAGCAGGAAUUGAUCAGGAUGAUGAAUGAGUCGAAGACUUUGACCAAGGAAGCUCAAAUGGAUGGGAUUAAGACUGUUGAAGAUAUUCCUUUGACUAUUGGGCCUACGGCAAAACUGGGAAAUUCAAAGGAAUUGAGGAAGUACUAUGCAGAUGCGAAGGUUGUUAAGGGUAACUUCCUUCAGGCUGUCCUGAAUUUGAAUGUCUUUAAGAUGAAGAAGGAGUUUUGCAUUGAGACGGAAUUGGAAGUAGCUAAGUUUAAUGAAGAUUAUUCGGUUGAUCCAGAAAUGCCGGAAAUGCAGAAUGAUAUUCUAUAUAUCCCUACAUCGAUGAUUCCCGGCCAAUUGUUCAACCAAAACCGUCCAAUGUCCUUGAACUUUGGUGCUACUGGUAGUUACAUCGCUUUCAACCUUGCUGAACCACUGGUCCACAUUGGAACCAACUUUACAGCUCUAAUGCAAGGAGAAGAACCUCCAAAUCUCGAAUGUUUCCGUCAGCACUCCGACUUACCAGCAGAGGAGGCUAAAUAUUACAUUCGUCGCACCAAGCCUGAGAAUCUGAUCACCCAGUAUCUCGGAUUUCGCAGUUCCAGAGCGGCUUAUGAAACCUACGAGCACCAACAUGGCGCAGAACCUCUUUUGCCAGGCGUUCCUUACACCGGAAGGCAAUUGUUCUGGAUUGAAUUCGCUCAAUCCAUCUGCGACGAAUUUUCUACGGUCAACUAUCCUCGGACCAUUGACGGUAAGUUCAACAACAUUGAGUACAUGAUGAUGAGGAUCCUGACGUUCAUUCCCGAGAUCGGUGAGGAUUUCCAGUGUCCUGUAGGCUCCAAGCUUAAUCCGGAGCGUAAAUGCUCCUGGUGGUGAGCGGCGUUUAAUAGCUUGAUAUUGUUGUGAAAUUAAUGUACAAAUAGCUGUUAUGAAAAUAAAGGUUCUAAUUCAA
Cotesia glomerata is the source of this 2199-nucleotide messenger RNA. RefSeq names its product neprilysin-2-like. Gene Ontology annotation, molecular function: metalloendopeptidase activity. Lineage: Eukaryota; Metazoa; Arthropoda; Insecta; Hymenoptera; Braconidae. Gene Ontology annotation, cellular component: plasma membrane. Gene Ontology annotation, biological process: protein processing. The transcript is spliced from 7 exons. The coding region runs from base 105 to 2123 and encodes 672 amino acids. The record is from RefSeq and is a predicted model, not a curated record.